Messenger RNA from Fulvia fulva, 1731 nucleotides. RefSeq names its product General amino acid permease. NCBI's taxonomy places the organism in Eukaryota, Fungi, Ascomycota, Dothideomycetes, Mycosphaerellales, Mycosphaerellaceae. Gene Ontology annotation, cellular component: membrane. Gene Ontology annotation, molecular function: amino acid transmembrane transporter activity. The transcript has 3 exons. Gene Ontology annotation, biological process: amino acid transmembrane transport. The coding region runs from base 1 to 1731 and encodes 576 amino acids. The record is from RefSeq and is a predicted model, not a curated record.
AUGGAGGCCUUCAAGAAUCGAAACCCUUUCAAGCGGUCGAACACUGGUGACGUCGCUCAGGUCAAAGACUACGGCGUUAGUGGGAAUGUCAGUGAGAAAGAAUUACCUGCCUACGAUCAGGGUGAGAUUGAGCGACGAGGAUCUACAGCCUCAUACAACAUCUCUGGUGUACACGAUGACACGCAUCGAAAACUCAAGCCACGACACAUUCAGCUCAUUGGUAUCGGUGGCACUAUCGGCACAGCGCUUUAUGUGCAGAUCGGGCGAGGCCUUAUGAAUGGAGGACCUGGCAGCUUGUUCAUUGCCUUUACUUUUUGGUGCUCCGUCGUUCUAGCGGUAACUAUGUGCAUGGCCGAAAUGGUCACAUACUUACCGAUCUCUUCGCCAUUCAUCCGUUUCGCCGGACGCUACGUUGACGAGGCCUUCGGAUUCGCUGCUGGCUGGAACUUCUUCGUCUUCGAGGCCAUCCUGGUACCUUUCGAGAUCACAGCUUGCAACGUCAUCAUACACUACUGGUCAAACGCCUUGCCUACUGGAGCUGUUGUAGCCAUUGUCAUCGUUCUUUACGGUGCCAUCAACCUGGUCAACGUCAAGUGGUAUGGUGAAGUCGAAUUCUGGGCAGCGCUCGGCAAAGUGCUUCUCAUCAUUGGCCUUAUCUUCUUCACAUUCGUGGUCAUGCUUGGCGGUAAUCCACUUGGCGAUCGAUUUGGCUUCCGAUACUGGAACAACCCUGGCUCGUUUAAGCCUCUUUACUACGAUGGCAACCUGGGCUACUUCCUUGGCUUUCUUCAAUGCUUGAUCCAGGCAUCCUUCGCUAUCGCUGGUCCAGACUAUGUCAGCAUGUCUGCAGGAGAAGCAGAGAACCCACGUGUGGUCAUGCCAAAGGCUUUCAACGCUGUGUUCUAUCGCCUUACUGCCUUUUUCGUCCUCGGCGCCCUCUGUGUUGGUAUCCUGGUUCCAUACAACGAUCCAGAGAUGAUGGCUGCAUUCACCAAUGACGAGCCAGGUGCAGCGGCGUCUCCUUACGUCGUAGCCAUGAACCGGUUGAGGAUCGGCGUUCUGCCACACAUCGUCAACGCGCUGGUCUUGGCAUCUGCUUUCUCUGCAGGCAACUCGUACAUGUACUGUGCGUCGCGUUCGCUGUUCGGUAUGGCACUGGAGGGGAAAGCACCAAAGCUCUUCACCAAGACGAACAAGAUUGGCGUACCAUACAACUGUGUCAUCGCUGUAUUGGCGAUCUGCCUGCUCGCUUUCCUGCAGGUCAGCGCUGGAUCGGCCAAGGUACUGGGCUGGUUCGUGAACUUGAUCACAGCGUCGCAGCUGAUCAACUUCGCGAUCAUGUGCUUCACGUUCCUGAUGUGGUACAAGGCACUGAAGGCGCAAGGCAUCUCUCGGGACUCCUUGCCGUACAAAUCUAUCGGACAGCCAUACAUUGCAUACUACGGUCUUGCAUGGACUGCCGUUAUGUCUAUCGUCGGUGGCUACACCGUCUUCCUGCCUGGUUUCUGGGAGCCAUCGACGUUUGUAUUCAGCUACUUCAUGGUCGGACUAACGCCUGUGCUCUUCGUUGCGUGGAAGCUAAUUCACAAGACCAAGUGGAAGCCUUUCGCUCCUGAGACGAUUGACCUCAAGGGCGAGGUCAACGAAAUUGAAGAGUACACCCGCAACUUUGUGCAGCAACCAUACAAGAAUGUUGGCGACAAAGUUUUCAACAAGAUGUUCGGUGGCUAG